UGUUGCCAUGACAAGCAUUUUCUUAAGACAGCUCUGCCGUUGAGACCGUCUUAGGCUGGGGGUGGGGUGGGGGCACGAACUUCCUGGAGGAGCAUCCCUCUGAAGACAGCGAGGUCUGACACCCGCCCAGCUCGCUGCACCCAUUUUCUUCCAGGAAGGUCCUCCGCAGUGGAAGGGCUGGGGAAAAAGACCCGGUCCUUUCCCCCAGCUGUGGCAGAAAGGCCAGAGCGCGAAGCCAGCUUCGCUAGGUGGUUGCCACACUGGGGAGUGAAGCGGGUGGUCACCCACCCUACUCGGUCCGUGGAAACGCGGAGGGAGAGUGCAGCUCCGAGACACCUGGAUCUUUGCUAGAAAGAGAGAGACCUAGCUGUCAUCAUUAUCCAGGGAGCCCUCCUCUUUCUCCUGACGCUGCUGCUCUAUCAUCAAGAUUGCUGGUUGUUGCUAAGGUUGCCUCCAUGGUAACAUACUUAUCCUGUUUACACUUCUAUAUGGACAAGUAGUCUAAGCUAGGAACCUACCUACUCUGCACAACUAUUUCCAUCACCACCCAGAGGACACCAAUCGUCGUGACACCAAGUCCGUCUUCUACUAGGUUCCCCCAACCUCUUCCUCCUCUCACAAGUAGACUUGAUAUAGAAAAAAGGAUCUAGGCUUGGUGUUACUACUCUGAAGCGUAUUGCACAAGAUAUUGUCAAUUUAUCCCCUAACUGCGCCCCCAGAGAAGAAAGAAGGGGAAGAAACGGGAAGAGAAGGCAAGAGACACUCAUCAGUUGGAGGGAAACUCUACAUCUUCUUUGGUUGAGAGUCUGGUAACUGCAGGCAAAAUGACGAACCCAUCAGGACAUAGCUUGCCAGCCAACUCAGUAGCUGAGAGCAAUGAAGGGGAGUUUGGCUGCACACUGAUGGACAUGAGGAAGCUCAUGGAGCUCCGUGCAGCUGAUGCAGUGACCCAGAUCAAUACCCACUAUGGAGGUGUACAGGAUAUCUGCACUAGACUGAAAACCUCCCCGACAGAAGGUCUAUCUGGAAACCCUAUAGAUCUGGAGAGACGUAAACUUAUUUUUGGAAAGAAUGUGAUACCUCCGAAAAGGUCCAAGACUUUCUUAGAAUUAGUGUGGGAAGCCCUGCAGGAUGUCACUCUCAUCAUCUUGGAGAUUGCAGCCAUCAUCUCCCUGGUCCUGUCCUUCUAUCGACCUCCCGGUGGAGAUAAUGAAAUCUGUGGUCACGUUUCAAUUAACCCAGAAGACGAGAAGGAAGCAGAAACCGGCUGGAUUGAGGGAGCAGCCAUUCUUGCCUCGGUGGUCAUUGUGGUAUUAGUGACAGCCUUCAAUGACUGGAGCAAAGAGAAGCAGUUCCGGGGACUGCAGAGUCGCAUUGAACUCGAGCAAAAGUUCUCUGUUAUCCGGAAUGGGCAGAUCAUCCAACUCCCAGUAGCUGAGAUUGUGGUAGGAGAUAUCGCCCAGGUCAAAUACGGUGACCUGCUGCCUGCAGAUGGGAUUCUAAUCCAGGGGAAUGAUCUGAAAAUUGACGAGAGCACUCUGACAGGAGAAUCAGAUCAUGUCAAGAAGACUCUGGAGAAAGACCCCAUGUUGCUAUCAGGGACUCAUGUGAUGGAAGGCUCUGGCCGGAUGGUGGUGACUGCUGUGGGGAUCAACUCCCAGACUGGAAUCAUCUUCACCCUGCUGGGGACUGGCGAGGAAGCUGAGGAGGAGAAGAGGAAGAAAGGUAAAAAACAAGGAGUAUCUGAAAAUCGCAACAAAGCAAAGACCCAGGAUGGAGUGGCCUUGGAAAUCCAGCCACUCAACAGCCAGGAAGCUCUUGACAGUGAGGAAAAGGAGAAGAGAGUAACCAAGGCACCUAAGAAGGAGAAGUCGGUGCUACAGGGAAAGCUCACACGUCUGGCCGUGCAGAUCGGGAAGGCAGGUCUGAUCAUGUCUGCCAUCACAGUUAUCAUCUUGAUUCUGUACUUUGUGAUUGACAAUUUCGUGAUACAACACAAAGAAUGGCUCCCUGAGUGCACUCCUGUCUACAUCCAGUAUUUUGUGAAGUUCUUUAUCAUCGGCGUCACUGUAUUGGUGGUGGCUGUGCCAGAGGGGCUACCACUGGCUGUCACUAUCUCACUGGCCUACUCUGUGAAGAAAAUGAUGAAGGACAAUAACUUGGUACGGCACUUGGAUGCUUGCGAGACAAUGGGCAAUGCCACGGCCAUUUGCUCUGAUAAGACAGGCACGCUGACCAUGAACCGCAUGACAGUGGUACAAACUUACAUUGGGAACACUCAUUACCACGAGAUCCCAAGCCCUGAUGUCCUCCCACCCAAUGUUCUGGACCUCAUAGUCAACGGCAUUUCUAUCAACAGUGCUUACACUUCUAAGAUUCUGCCUCCAGAAAAGGAGGGAGGCCUACCCCGGCAAGUAGGCAACAAGACAGAGUGUGCUCUGCUGGGCCUUGUCACAGAUCUGAAGCAGGACUACCAGGAAAUUCGCAAAGAGGUGCCUGAGGAGAAGUUCUUCAAGGUGUACACCUUCAACUCGGUGCGCAAGUCCAUGAGCACCGUCAUCAGGAGAUCUGAAGGGGGCUUCCGCAUGUUCAGCAAGGGAGCCUCGGAGAUAAUACUGCGCAAAUGUAAUCGGAUUCUGGACAAGGGAGGAAAAGCCAUACCAUUCAAAAAUAAGGACCGAGACAAUAUGAUACACAAUGUCAUUGAGCCCAUGGCCAGUGACGGACUCCGAACUAUCUGCAUAGCUUACCGGGAUUUUGAUGAUGAUGCAGAGCCCACGUGGGAUAAUGAGGCUGAAGUCCUCACUGAGCUGACCUGCAUUACAGUGGUGGGCAUUGAGGACCCUGUGCGCCCAGAGGUACCAGAUGCAAUUGCCAAGUGCAAACAGGCUGGCAUUACUGUCAGAAUGGUGACAGGUGAUAACGUCAACACAGCACGGGCCAUCGCCACCAAAUGUGGCAUUCUGACCCCUGGAGAUGACUUCUUGUGCUUAGAAGGCAAAGAAUUUAAUAGGCUUAUCCGCAAUGAGAAGGGCGAGGUUGAACAAGAAAAGCUGGACAAGGUCUGGCCCAGGCUUCGGGUACUGGCACGGUCUUCUCCCACGGACAAGCACACGCUGGUGAAAGGUAUCAUUGACAGCACUAUUGGGGAGCAUCGGCAGGUGGUGGCUGUCACUGGUGAUGGAACAAAUGAUGGACCCGCCCUAAAGAAAGCAGACGUCGGUUUUGCCAUGGGCAUUGCAGGCACAGAUGUGGCUAAGGAGGCGUCAGACAUCAUCCUGACUGACGACAACUUCACCAGCAUUGUGAAGGCAGUGAUGUGGGGACGAAAUGUAUAUGACAGCAUCUCCAAGUUUCUGCAGUUCCAGCUCACCGUCAAUGUGGUGGCCGUUAUAGUGGCCUUCACUGGAGCCUGUAUCACUCAGGAUUCCCCACUGAAAGCGGUGCAGAUGUUGUGGGUUAACCUGAUCAUGGACACAUUUGCCUCCCUGGCCCUGGCCACAGAGCCCCCAACCGAUUCUCUGCUGAAGCGUCGCCCCUAUGGACGAAACAAGCCUCUGAUCUCGCGCACUAUGAUGAAGAACAUCUUGGGCCAUGCAGUGUAUCAGCUCACAGUCAUCUUCCUCCUUGUCUUUGCUGGUGAGAAGCUGUUUGACAUCGACAGUGGACGGAAGGCGCCUCUCCACUCACCGCCCAGCCAGCAUUAUACCAUUGUUUUCAAUACCUUUGUGCUCAUGCAGCUCUUCAACGAAAUCAACUCCCGGAAGAUCCACAGCGAGAAGAACGUCUUUGCAGGCAUCCACCACAACAUCAUCUUCUGCACUGUGGUGUUAGGCACCUUCUUCUGCCAGAUUUUGAUCGUGGAGUUAGGGGGUAAGCCCUUCAGCUGUACCAGCCUCAGCCUGGAACAGUGGUUGUGGUGUAUCUUCAUAGGGAUUGGAGAACUUUUGUGGGGCCAGGUCAUCUCUGCAAUACCCACCAAUUCUCUGAAGUUCCUGAAGGAGGCUGGGCAUGGCACUAUCAAGGAGGAGUUCCAAGAGGGACAGGAAGAGAUUGAUCUUGCUGAGAUGGAGCUGCGCCGAGGCCAGGUCCUCUGGUUCCGUGGUCUAAACCGGAUUCAGACUCAGAUUGAAGUAAUUAACACAUUCCAGACGGGAGCUUCUUUUAAGGGAGUCCUAAAGCGACAGAACAUGAACCAACACCUUGAUGUAAAGCUGGCUCCUAGCUCCUAUUCAGAAGCAAUCAAAGUGGUCAAAAUGUUCCAUAAUGUCCAAGACGCCAUUCAAAAUUCCAACAACCAAAGCUCCAUCCACAGUUUCAUGACCUCGCCUGAAUAUACUGCAGAAGAGGAAUAUCCACAGACAUUAAUAGGUGAUAAAGAAGAUAAUAUAUCAACUACUAAGGAGGAGACUAGGGUGCUCCUGUUGGAUGGUGAGGCUGCUCCUCAAGACAACACAAACAAUGCCGUGGAUUGCAACCAAAAGCAAAUCAUUGCCUCCCAUUCUGGCAGCCCUCUCCAAAGCCUGGAGACAUCAGUUUGAACUUCUGUUCUCUAAUUCCCGUCCCUGCUUUCCCUGUUUCUUUUCUCUUCUGUCCCAUCUAUAAGGUAAUGAUGGGACUUGUCACUGUUAUAUCAGCUGCACCUAAGUGUGUGAGAACCCCCACCUGACCAUGAAGAAGCAAGAGCAGAGACCUACAAGGAUUCAAACCCUGGGCAGGUAAUGGUAGAUCUCCUCCUUAGGUAUACCAGUUGUCAUUUUUAAAGAAACGAUGACAUCCUUGGCAUCACCCAACCCAAAGAUUCCCACAUGUGUCACCACCUCCUGACUCGGAGAUUUUAUUCUCUGAGUUUCUGCCAUUUACAAGCUAAGUUGUGGGCUCAGGGAGAGACAAAUACCCUGUGUUUAUGUUUCAGUAGAGUGAUUAUUCUCAAAACAUUUUUUUUUCUAUUUUGAAAAUGUAUGCUCUAAGGCCUCAAGCUCUUCCUGCCCUUCAGUCUGACCUCUCCAAGGUUCUCUGGAUCUUAGAUUCUCUAUGACCCUUAUCAUCUUUCCUUUUAUUCUUUUUUUUUUAAACUGUAGUAAUUACAAGAAUGGAAAGGACAUGGACAUGUUGAGUCAACUGUGGCCCUUCUGGCCCCAAGAGAACCUUUCAUUUUGUUCUAGAGGCUGGCAGAUUUCUUGGCUAAAAUGGUCUUUUUGGAGCAAAUGAGAUGGUGAAGUAUUUCCCUGUUGUUACCAGAUCAGCUCCGACUUCUGAAUGUCAAUCUUCUUGGGUGCAUAGGGUUUUUUAAGUGCCAGGGAAAUCAGCCAUGACCGUGAAGCUUGCAUAUGUGUAAUAUACAGUUUUUACCAUAAGCCUGAGCUUCUUCCUUAUAGAGUGGUAGCAAGAGAAUGAAUGGGGCACGAUCCUGCCUUCUAGCUAGAUGAAGAGUUUCAGGACCAAUAUGGGGCAGGCCUAGGACCAGAAAUCAAGAAGCAGACUAUUUUCAAGGGCAUUUGCCAAGGUUCUUUCAGGGCAGAAACUACUGUUGGGGGAAUGAGUGUUACAAAUCCUUGGGAGGGGCUAAAGAGCCAAUCCUUCCCGGGUCUAAGAAAAUCUCCCUGCAGGCUAGAUGCCUGGGUACCAGCUUUGCCAUUCUCUUCACUUUCCUUAUUCUAUGCUUUGUUUUGCUUUCCAUCGCUAAGGAGGUCCCUAACUUUUGCAAAUACUUCAAUGUUGAAAAAGCAUAGCCAAAAGAAGAUACUUUCUGACAGUGCCCAGAUUCAAGGUGCAAAAGGCCCUCCCUGGAAAGCUCUCUGCCCCCUCUCCUGGCUUUCACACACCCUCUUCCAGCUUUCAGCAGCCUGCUCCAUGGCAGCCUGGGAAAGCCCGUGCCUUUCUACCCUGAACACUGCCCAGAGCAUCCUCUGCCCACCUUCCUCUCAAGAGCUGGAAAGUUCACCAAAAGGGACUUCGCCUUACUGGGACAAGGUGGAGGCACAUUCCCAGGUGCUCCGUUUGUAUCCCUGCUGUGCUGAUUUAAGCAUUUUUGUGCAGGUGGAUUCAUGUCCCUUAGUCCCGUCUCCCAUUAGGUCAGUGAAGCCUGCCUCCCUCUUUCUAGGGGGAUGGGAAUAAGAGAGGGUGCAUGAGGCUCAUGAGAACUGACAGGUUUCCACUUGGGAGAGAAAGGCAAGAUGGACUUGUCCACUCUUAGCCUUUUCUUCUACAGAUCUUCUUUCCCCACUUGUCACCCAAGCUGCCCAGAUAGCAUGAGUGAAGAAACAGUCGCCAUUCCACUCUCAUUCCAGCGUAACCCAUCGUUAUAGGAAGUAGGGAAAAGGUUUAAGUUGGAUUUUGUAAAAUUACACACUUCAGCAAUCAUCUUGUGGAGGAAAAAGCAUCUCACUUGAGGUGUUAGUUAUCUAAAAAUGUAUAUUUAAGUACUUUAGAAGAUUUGAUUACCUCAGAUAAUUUUUUAAAAGCAAGCCAAUAACCAGCUUCGAGGGCCAUUUCACCAUCCUUGCUUCCAAGGAUCUUGUGGUGCCUGGCAGGCUACUCCGAGUGCUUAUGUCUACUUUUUCAAAGUCAACAGGUUUUUGUGUGUGUGCAUGUUCUAGUUUCCAUAGUAAGAGAGAAAAUAGGGAAAUAUUAUGCAAAAAAACUAUAGUUUUCUUUAGAUCAGAAACUGAUAUUUUUGAGUCAUAUAUAUAUGUUGUUGAAGGAAUUUCAAAUAAAGUGCUGUCAUGUAACACUGUGGAAGGGAGCACACAACCAGCUGUUUGACAUGACAGGUGACUCAGUAUAUUUGUAAUUGGUUUAAAAAAAAAAAAACUAUAACAUACUUCCUUUCUCCGAGCAGCCAUCUUUAUAUUUAGGGAAAAAAAAUUGUUGGGUUCUAGACUUUUUUAAUAUGAACUUUGUUGAUAUGGAAUUGAAUGAGUUCAAGUGUUUCUGUGCAUAUGUUUUUAUAUGUUUUUUUCUAUUCGGUUUCAGUGAUCCAGGUAGCAGUGAGUAAAUAUAACAUAAGUUAAUAACACUUUCCCCUAAAUGGUGCUUCGGAUUUGAAAGAGGUCUGAUGGGGAGAAAGAGACUAUAUCCUAGAGCCCUUGUUUGAUAAACCUAGAAAAAAACGGGUAAGAACCUGCAGGUAGCAAAGGAAACACCUACAAAGAGGCUUCUCAGCUGUCAGGACAUGGGUGUAUGCUGCCAUGGAGAGAAAGUGCCAGGCUUGUUGGUAACCAGGCUUGAGGAUCAGUUGGGUUUCUGUCUCUUGAGGAAUUAGAUGGCAGAAUGGUAUGACAGUCUGGUCCCUCCUGGUUGUCAAGGCUACUCUGAUAUGGAGUUUUCAUUUCUUUAUUUUUCUUUCACUUCCUCUUUCCCCUGGAGUGACCCCAUCAGUGAGUUUCUGUGUAUAGAUCUGAGUUGUGACAUCCUUCUGUUUCAUAUGAUACAGCAGACUGGAGACAGAGCUCCAAAUUGGAAAAGAUAAAUACGACAAUGGCUACUUGCAGCUCUGUCUGACGGUCUCAGGCUAGGUCCUUCUCAACCGUCCUUCGCUGUCUUUAACAUACUAUCCUCAUCCCAAAAGACUUAAGAGAGACCAGCUAGGCUCCCUUUGGGCACUCAUGGAUUCCUCGGGUUUAGAUUUCUUUUUGCCUUCAGGCUUUAGGGGAGAGUUGCACAGCUCAAUGACAGUGACUACCUCACUGCCGAAAACCCAGAGGGGCACUGGAACUUGAGCGUGCCAGAAUCCUCUCCUGUACCCUUCCCUUCCCUCCCCCCGCCUUACAAUUGAGGAUACAUGUGGUACCGUCCCCAUCUGCACACCCGAUGCCCUUCUGCGUCCAGGACCCGCCCCGUGGCACUGGGGGAAUGGGCACUUACAAUGCCUACUGUUCUAAAGCCAUUCCAGCCUCCUCCUCAGAAUAGACCAGACACCCACCCUCCCUCCCUUCCGUUUAGCUCAGAGCCAGAACUUUUGCCUUCCCAGCUCUGCAGUUAGGCCUGCUGUCCCCUUUCUUCUUGGUUGGGAGAGGUGACAGGAGAUGAGCUCCCUGCAACUGAAUCAGCCUUUGGUUCAUGUUUUCUCCCCGUAUGUAUAUAUGCCAUAUGUAAAUAUGCCAUAUAUGUGCCAACAAAUUGAUCUACGCCAUCUUUUCUAGUCGGCAUGCAGAUAGGAAUUUUGAGUUUCUUCUCAUUAACUAGUAUAAUGAGCACUGGUAUUUUUGUACAAAAGAAAAAGGAAAAAAAAAACCCAGAAAAUUGACUUUUGUGGUCUGCAUGACAGACAUGAGAUAUCAAAGCAAUGUAUAUCCCAGCGUGUGUUGCUAUAGUUUGCAGUUCAGCUUAACAGUGCACCCAAUCUGUAUUUGCAUUUGAUAUUAUUUAAGCUCUGUGUAUAAUGUUUUGCAUGUAUUUAUGUGGUUCUUGGGAGGGGGGAAGCUAUAAACUGACAAAUCUGUACUGCAAAUGUGUUAUCCCAUUGACACAGGAUGAAAAGGAGUUUUAAAGGGGGUAAUUUUUUUGGAACCAAUAAAGCUUUUUGCUGAUGAACAGAAACCAAUGCCAUGCACUGAGAAUAAAAACCCGUGCCCAC
Molecule: messenger RNA, 8578 nt
Organism: Psammomys obesus (fat sand rat)
Lineage: Eukaryota; Metazoa; Chordata; Mammalia; Rodentia; Muridae
Gene: Atp2b4
Product: ATPase plasma membrane Ca2+ transporting 4
Exons: 22
Coding region: 825-4541 (1238 amino acids)
Biological process (GO): calcium ion transmembrane transport; regulation of cytosolic calcium ion concentration
Cellular component (GO): intracellular membrane-bounded organelle; membrane
Molecular function (GO): P-type calcium transporter activity; PDZ domain binding; ATP hydrolysis activity
Source: RefSeq, a predicted model, not a curated record